This is a messenger RNA of Trichomonas vaginalis G3, 3012 nucleotides long. Its product is annotated as nuclear export signal receptor protein. Gene Ontology annotation, molecular function: nuclear export signal receptor activity. The transcript has a single exon. Bases 1 to 3012 code for a protein of 1003 amino acids. Lineage: Eukaryota; Parabasalia; Trichomonadida; Trichomonadidae. The record is from RefSeq and is a predicted model, not a curated record. Gene Ontology annotation, biological process: protein export from nucleus; ribosomal large subunit export from nucleus; ribosomal small subunit export from nucleus. Gene Ontology annotation, cellular component: nucleus; cytoplasm.
AUGCUUGGAAACACUUCUUGUUUAACAGAGGUAGGAGAAGUUCCAGACAUUGCAGUUUUAGAGCGAGUCUAUAAGCUAUUUUCUGAAGGUAAAUAUUCUACUGAUUGCGAUAGAAUUCUAAAUCUGUUUAAAGAUCGAGAAGAUAUGAUAAACUAUAUACAACAACUCAUUGAAUCUGCAACAUAUGACAAAGUAAUUCAUCUUCUGUAUAAGACAUUACGCGAAAACAUACAAAAACGCUGGGAAUUGUUUAAUGAUGAUGAAAGAGUAGGAAUUCAAAAUUAUGUAUUUGAAAAAUGGGUUGAUGUGACAAAUAACAGGCCACCAUCGGAAUUUAUUAUCGUGGAAAUCGACAAUUGCGCAGUUGCUAUAAUUCUGAAGACAUAUCCGCAAUUUUAUCCCAAUGUUAUUAAAGAUAUUCUUUCUAUAGCCAACCCUAUCAACCUAGAGAACAUCGUUCGAAUAUUACAAUUUUUACUCGAUGAACUUUACAAUGAAAACGCGGAAAAUUACAUACCGUAUAGAAGAAUCAAUGAGAUAACUACUGCUCUUGAAGAAUCCGCUGAAGAUAUCUUCAAUAUCGUUCAAUUAGUUUUUUCAAAUAUGAUAUCUCGUGUUGGCUUAAUGAAAAACACUCUUUUACUUCUCCGCCAUUUUAUUAAAUCCAUUCCACCCGCUGUUAUCGUUGAAAAUAACAUUUUUACUACUAUUAUUCAACAAGCCCUUCCAAAUCCCAAUUUAGUCUCAGAAUCACUAUCAUUUUUAGCGGAAGUAUACGGUUUGGAUGAUCUCCCAGAUGUUUUAGUCAACAAUGCCGCUGCUGUUUUCCAUAUUUUAAUUACUACUUUGGCUCCUAACUUAUCUGACGUAAAUUUCCAAGAAGUAUAUGAUGCUGAUCCAUUUAAAGUCAGAUCCCUUUCAAAUUGCUUGAUAACUUUCUUUUUAAAGCAAUCUCUUCAAAUUGAGAUCCCAGAUUUGGCCCAGGAGCUCAACUUAAGCUUGGAAUGGAUCUACAACAUGAGUGAUAUAGGAGAUUCCUUCGUCCAAAGGAUUUGCGCUGAUUUUUGGAAACAAAUUGCAAGACGUAUAUGGAAAGAAGCAAAUAACCUCUCAGAAGCAUCCGAAAACCUCUAUUUACCAAUCAUGCAGUACAUCCGCCGCCUCUACAUAAAGAUUAUAACAAGACCAGAAGAUUUUAUAUUAAAUACAGACCCAGAAGAGAGCAGAAGCAUCCGCCAAGAGACGAAAAAUACAGAAGAUAUCGAAUUGUUCAAAUGCGAGAAAGAAUUAUUGAUAUUUUUGACAAAUAUCGAUAAUGCUGAUAUGGUCGCUGCAAUUAACGAGCUUUUGGCACAAUUAGAGGAAAGUUUCAAUGAAGGAUUAUUCAAUGCUUUCUGUUAUUCUGUCGGAGCUAUCACAGGAACCCUUGGAAAAGAUCCUGAAAAAGAUUUCCUACUUCAAGUCGUACAAUCCGUCCUAGGAUUGAACCAAAAAGCUGAAGGAAACACAGAGGUUAAGGCUCUGAUAUCAGCUGGCCUCUGCUACAUAUUAUCUCAAUAUCCAAGAUUCUUGGCAAGCGAUUUGUCAAUGUUUAAGACAUUGAUUGCCAAGCUGUUCGAAUUUAUGGCUAUCCCUAACCCCGCUGUUAAAGAGAUGGCCGUAAAUUCCCUCGCAUUAGUUCAGAAAACAACCGGAAAGUAUUUCAACCAGAAAUCCGGCAGCGAUUCUCCAUUUAUCAUGGAAAUCAUGCAAAGCCUGAACAAGAUCAUUGAGAAUUUGGAAAACAAACCGUUGAUAAUCAGAUUAUUUGGAAUUUUGGCUUCAAUUAUUGGUUCACAUCCAAGAACUGCCGAGCGCGUUGAGAUGCUCUUGUUCCUUGUAAGCUCCCUAAACGAGAAUUGGAACAAUCUUCUUCAAAAUUGGGAACCACAAAAUGAAUCUUACUCGGAAGAGCUUCUAUUCCUACUCGAAUGCAACUCAGAAAUAGCCAGUAACAUAACUAAUGCUUAUGGAAGCCAGUUACGAAUCAUUUUCAACCAAUUAAUGGAAGUUUAUUCAAGAUACUCCAAUUUGUUACAACAAUUCAUCGGAGAGCCCGGAUAUUCCGAAACAAAGGAAGCCAAUUGCUUCAAGAGGAUCAAAUCCAAGAUCGUUCUCAUCAUAAAUGAUUAUAUUCUCAAAACACCCGAUGUUGAGUCAGUUGCCAACGAACUAAUUGAACCAAUCAGCCAGACAAUCAUCUUGGAAUACGAAAAUUCCCAUCCUCUCGGUCGUGUUCCCGAAGUUUUGUCAUUAGUCACUUCUAUGUCGAACAAAAUGAAGAAAGUGUUCGGUGAAGUGCUUCCGAACAUUUAUGGCCCCAUUUUCAAUGAAACUUUGGCCAUGAUCAAAGAUGAUUUUUCAAUUUUCCCAGAAUUUCGAGUUCCUUUCUUCAAAUUUGUUGAUAACAUUGUCACAAACUAUAUCUCCAUCAUGUUGUCAGCUCCUGAUCAGACCUUUUCCGACUUUAUUGAGACAAUUAAACUCGGAUGUUAUCAUACUAUACCAGAAGUAUGUAUUAUCUCACUUUCUGCUACGGAACAUCUAUUUAAGAGUAUCAAGGAUACAAAUAUGAACAGAUACAGGCAAUUUCUGAGUAAUUUCUACAUGGAUAUUUUAGUUCAAGUAAUAAAGGUGACAACUGAUACAUAUCAUAAGUUUGCCUUUAGAGAGGAAGUUAAUUUGAUCAGGAAAUUGCUUUCUACGCAGACGCAACAGUUAAAUGGCGAAACAAUUGCAUCUGCAAUACAAGAUUUGUUCCCUAAUAGAGAUUAUGACUCACUCGUGAAUUACAUGAGUAGUCUUAUUGCUAAUUCCAACAAUAUGGUGGAGUUCCAGCACAUUUUUAGAGAAUUUGUUAUUUCUACAACUCUUUUCUCAAGAAGAGACAAUGAUUUGGACUUGAACAGACAGGAAGAGACAUUCCAGAACUUGCAAGGAAUGAAUGGCCCGGCAAAUCCAGAAGAUUAUUGA